Trematomus bernacchii (emerald rockcod) is the source of this 7428-nucleotide messenger RNA. RefSeq names its product RAD54 like 2 (gene rad54l2). The record is from RefSeq and is a predicted model, not a curated record. Gene Ontology annotation, cellular component: nucleus. Lineage: Eukaryota; Metazoa; Chordata; Actinopteri; Perciformes; Nototheniidae. Gene Ontology annotation, molecular function: ATP-dependent chromatin remodeler activity; ATP binding; ATP hydrolysis activity. Bases 193 to 4713 code for a protein of 1506 amino acids. The transcript has 22 exons.
CUGUUGGUUACACUGGAACAAAUUGGAAAUUAGCAACGUUUAUCAGUUGAUUUCAUUUAAAUAGGUUCUGUGGGAAUAAAUCGGUCUGUGGUUGUAUGCACAGCGAGGUUUCUGGAGGAGCGCAGCGCAGCCGCAUGCACGGGCACCUAAUGAAGGUGUGCAAGUAAUAUUUUGAGAGCCUAGUAAGACACCAUGUCUGAAGAGGCAGUUUCAGAAAGUGACCUGGAGCCCAGCCUUAACAGUGAAUUGGAGUAUUUGGACAAUGAGGAAGAGGAGGACAAUGAAGACCUGGAGGACGAUGAGGAUGACAAUGAUGGAGACGAUGAAGAUGAUGAUGGUGUCGAACGGCCUGGGAGUGCACAGAGCAGGACGGAAGCCACUCAGGAUGGCAGGGACUCCCCUUCAGCUACCUCCGGAGAGCCGUCCCCCGAGGCUCCGUCCCAGCCCGCGUCCCCAACCUCCCCCAGACCCUCCUCCAGACCUGCCUCUAGCUCUCCGCCUCUGACAGGCCCAGAAAACCCAAGCAAGAGCAAGCCAGCUUCCAGCAAAACAAAGAAACAUAAAUCCUCAAAAUCAUCCAAAUCUUCUAAGUCCUCAAAAGGCUCCAAACUUUCCAAGCUAUCGAAGCCCGUACACAUGAGGAAGAAUAUCAGAAAGAUGCUGAAUGAGGAUCAGUUGGAGGCUGGGACCAAGGCUGCCCAACAGGAGGAGAUGGACCGGCGGAAACGUCUGGAGCAGCAGAGAAAGGACUUCCCUACAGCAGCUGUCCCAGAAGCUCAGCUAGUGGACGCUGCUUCAAUUGUAGGCGAAGUAUCUCACUUGGUCCCCGCUCUGCUCAGCCAGCAGGAUGUGAUCUGUCUGGACAGCAGUGGUGAUGAGGAGGACAUAAAGGACCCCAUGCUGCCUGCACUUGACAUUAGAGAUGAUAUAAUCGAGCUUAGUUCUGGCGAUGAAGACGCCCUGCAGAUAAGCAGCGAGUCGGCCGAUGAGGAUGCUGAUGGCACCUCAGAGGAAAGCAGCGGGGCGCACAUCAAUGACGUUAUGAAUCUGCCUGAUGCCCAGGGUCAAGUGCUGGUAAACAUCAGUCACCCUGCAGAGGAGAAAGACAUUUACCUCGCUCCACAGCUGGCCAAGGCGGUCAAACCUCACCAGGUUGGGGGAAUCCGGUUUCUCUAUGACAACCUCAUUGAGUCUCUGGAGCGGUAUAAAACGAGCAGUGGCUUUGGCUGCAUCCUCGCUCACAGCAUGGGGCUGGGCAAGACACUGCAGGUCAUUUCCUUCACUGACAUCCUACUGAGGAAUACUGAGGCUCACACUGUGCUGUGCAUUGUUCCUGUGAACACACUUCAGAACUGGCUGACAGAGUUUAACCUCUGGCUCCCACCACAAGAAGCUCUUUACCCGGACACUGACCCUGCAGUCAUCACAGGCCGCACCUUCAGAGUUCACAUUCUCAACGAUGAGCACAAAACCACGAUGGCCCGAGCCAAAGUUGUGGAGGACUGGUCUAGAGAGGGAGGGGUGUUGCUGAUGGGUUAUGAGAUGUACCGCCUGCUAUCUAUGAAGAAGAGUUUUGUGACGGGUAAGAAGAGGAAAUCAAAGAAGCCAGCAGGACCAAUCAUCAUCGACCUGGAUGAAGAAGAUAGACAGCAGGAACUCAUGAAAGGUAUUGAAAGGGCCAUAGCGCGGCCUGGCCCAGACGUGGUCAUAUGUGACGAGGGUCAUCGAAUUAAAAACUACCAUGCCAGCACAUCACAGGCCCUGAAGAACAUCCGCUCCCGGCGCAGAGUAGUCCUGACUGGUUACCCAUUGCAGAACAACCUCACUGAAUACUGGUGCAUGGUGGACUUUGUUAGGCCCGACUUUUUGGGAACACGUCAGGAGUUCAGCAACAUGUUUGAGCGGCCCAUUCUUAACGGGCAGUGCAUGGACAGCACACCUCAAGAUGUACGCUUGAUGCGCUACCGCAGCCACGUGCUGCACAGCCUGCUAGAGGGUUUUGUCCAGAGACGAGGUCAUGAUGUGCUGCGAGACCAGCUGCCCUCCAAGGAGGAGCAUGUGAUGUUGGUGCGGCUCUCUCCCAUUCAGAGGGCGCUGUAUAACGAGUUCAUGAAACGCUUCCGAGAAGCAGGGAACAGUGGCUGGCUCGGCCUGAACCCCCUCAAAGCCUUCUGUGUGUGCUGCAAGAUCUGGAAUCACCCAGACGUCCUCUAUGAAGCCCUGCAGAAGGAGAAUCAGGCCAACGAGCAGGACCUGGACCUGGACGACAUCACUUCAGCGAGUAACGCCCGCUGCAAUGCAUCCGGUGCUGGCCUCAAAGGCAAAGUAGCCGACUCAAGCAACAGCAAAGUCAACAACGCCCUGCCACUAGUCAAUCACUCUCAGGAAAGAGCCAACCAAGUCAUCACAUAUGAAUGGGCAAAGGGCAUAAUGUCAAACUACUGCACAGGACUUCUGGAGAAUUCUGCCAAGAUGACGCUGCUCUUCCAUUUGAUUGAGGAGAGCGUACAAAAGAGAGACAAGAUCUUAGUCUUCAGUCAAAGUUUGUCCACCCUGACGGUCAUUGAGGAGUUCUUAGCAAAGAGACCCAUGCCAGCAGGCGUCACCCCCCCUGACACCCAGAGGCAAACCUGGGUUCGCAACCUCAAUUACUACAGACUGGAUGGGAGUACAUCUGCCUCAGAAAGAGAGCGCCUUAUAAAUCAAUUCAAUGACCCAGAGAACACCGCAGCAUGGGUCUUCCUACUUUCUACAAGGGCGGGAUGCUUGGGGGUAAAUCUGAUCGGGGCCAACCGUGUCGUUGUGUUUGAUGCCUCCUGGAACCCGUGUCACGAUGCUCAGGCGGUGUGUCGGGUGUACCGCUACGGUCAGAGGAAACCUUGCUUCAUUUACCGCCUCGUCUGUGAUUUCACCUUGGAGAAAAAGAUCUAUGACAGACAAGUCUCCAAACAGGGCAUGUCCGACCGUGUGGUUGACGACCUGAACCCAGUGCUGAACUUCACCCGUAAGGAAGUGGAGUCGCUGCUGCAUUUUGUGGAAGAAGAACCUGAUCAAAGUCCUCGGCACAUGGGGGAUGAGUUUGAAGCUGUGAUGCAAAACGCUUGUCAGCUUUACCCACACCUCAUUUCCAAGCAACCUUUUCAUCACGAAUCUCUGCUGGUGGACCGGAAAGAGUCGAAACUGACCAAAGCAGAGAAGAGAGCCGCCAAGAAGAGCUAUGAGGAUGAGAAACGAGCCUCGGUGCCCUACUCUCGCCCCUCAUACGCCCCUUAUUACCCAACGAGUGAUCAGACACUCACAAACAUACCAGCAUUUACUCAACGCGGCUGGCGGGCCAUGGUGCGGCCGGAUGACAAGCCUGUGGCAAGUGUUAGACCCAUCCAGUCAACCCCAAUUCCCAUGAUGCCCCGCCAGGCCGGCAUGGGCAUGUCUGGCUCCAGCUCUGUGGGCAGCCUGCCUGUCAACUUCCUGCAGAAAGCUGGAGUUUAUGUGCAGAGGAUUACCACCACAACUGAUAUUGUAAUCCCAGGAUCCAACAGCACAACAGACGUUCAAGCUAGAAUUUCUGCAGGAGAGAGCAUCCAUGUGAUCAGAGGAUCAAAAGGUACCUACAUUAGGACAAAUGAUGGAAGGAUUUUUGCUAUUCGAUCUGGAAAAAUCACUAGGCAAGCUGUUGGGGGCUCUGCUGCCUCAAGAGACAUCCAGGGCUCCCAUAUCCAUGCGCUCAGUAACGGCUGUUUGUCGCCUGCGGAUCAUCAGCAGGGCUCCCCCAGCGAGGAUGGGCGGCCGUCCUCUCCCUUGAGCUCGGAGAUCCUCCGAGAGCUCAGCCGCUACACUUCAUCCACAGGAGAUGCCAACGCCGGCAGUGGGAAUGAGUUGCCGUCAGAAAUGUUGGCAUUACCAGCGGGUGAUGAAGGAAGUUCGCAAUACAACCAGAGCGGUGAUCUGAGCAGGCAACUCGGUGAGGACCUCUUGAGCUCCGCUUUAGAGAUGCGUGGCAGCAAGCGCAGAAGCACUGAGAGCCAGGGCAACACACCGAUAGGAGGCAAACGCUCUUCUUCUGCUGCAUCACGUUACCCCGGACUGUCCAUGGGCUCCAGUGGGCUCAGUUUCCCCCCCGGUGGUCUGAACUCCUCCUCCCUGCUGGGGAACAUGGGUCACAUGAGUCACCCUCUUCUAAUGGGUGGUAGUGGAGGGUCUUCAUUCCUUCAGACUCCAGGACAAACCCUGGCUGACCUACAGACCAUGUUCACCUCUGCAGGCUCGGACCUACUGAGACAGCCGUCCACAGGGAACGGACACCUCCCCACCCCCUCCUCCUCGUCCUCCUCUAUGUCUCCCGUCUACUCCUCUGCUUCGGCCACCAUCCCUAUGUCAUCUACACCCUCUGCAGCGACUUCCUCCUCCCUGGCUUCAGGUUCUCUGCCUCCCUACCUGAUGAAUCCCAACAUGGCCGACCUGCUCUCUUCAGGCUUCCCCCUCAACUACAGUCAGUCGCUGCUCUCUGAGUCCAGGAUGUUCUCCAGCCCUCUCCUUUCAGGGGGAUUUCAAACGCCCAACUCCAGCUCUAACACAUCCAGUUUCCUCUCCCAUUUCAACAACCCAACUUCCAGCCUUUUGGGGGCAGCUCUCACCCAACCGGACAUACAUCAGAGUACGGAGAACGGCGGCAGUAGUUCUGAUGACGAUGUUAUUGAGGUGACAGGACAGUAGAGACUUAAGAAGCCCUGCAGAUGCAGUUUCACACAUAAAACAGUUUAAUCAAUCACGGCUAACACAAAAUACAUUAGGAGUGGGAAUUAUUACAUGUUUAAUAAAUGAACUAGAUUGACUCUGUUAACGGGCCGUCUCCACAGCAGCGUUACAGUAUCUACCCGAUUUGUAUGAACUGAUGAUUGAUAGACAGGCGUAUUGGCAUACUCUGAAUAUGUAAUUACAUCAUAAAGAAGACAGAAAGGGAAAUUCCACAAUGAUGACUUAACUGGUCAUCUAGAUUUUAAAUGCACAAAUAAAUACAACUUUUCAGGAACUAAAAAGAGAAUUGUUAAUCCAAAACAACAACUUAGAAUUUGGAAAAGCUUGUGAUAAGUUAAAUGUGUUUCAAGCCCUUUAAAUCAGUUUUACAUAAUCACCAGUGAAGUGAACUGUAAUACCAUUCCUAAUGUUCUCAUGAAGCUACACACACACACACACACACACACACACAGAUUCUCACCUGCAAGGAGAACUUGUACCUCGAUGACUUUUCGAAGUCAGAGUAACAAAUCCUUAUGCUGAAUAUCUGGGACUUGUUCAGCUGAAGCAUCAGAGCAGUGGGAUCAGAACUUUGUAGUUCGGGGACCAGCUGAAUCUUUCCGGGGCUUUCUAGCCUCGCCUGCUACACUUUAAAGCGAGGCCUCGUCUUUCCUUUAUUUUUAUUUCCCCUGAGUUCAGAAGAAGUCAUGUGAUGAAAACAGAUUCAUGUCUGAUUGCCUCAUGAUAUAUUGCUGUGAAACAGUCUAGUACAAACCAAAAUUUGACUUACUGUUCCACAUGUCAGCAGUACUCACCUGCUGAACACGUAUAAUAACACAAUACUUUUCUUUCAGCACAGUUUCCUUUCUAGUAAACAAUACUAGAAAGUAAAAAAGUACAAAUAACUCACAAUGGCCACAGAACGUGGGCUUAAUGUUUUUAAAAAUCCUACUAAGCUUACCUUUAACUCAGAAAUCUUAGGCUCUCUGAGAAUACUUUACUCUUUAGCAAUUUGAUAGGCGUUGUAGCAUCCUCUGUUGAAAGGAUAUUAUGUGUGAUACUAUAACUGAAUAUGUUGAUACUUUGUAUAUAGCAGUCAUUAUCAUUGUUUAUAUUGCAAGUCAAUAAUGUGCAGUGUGUAGAUUUUGGUUGUAGGGAGAGGUUUUAUUAUUACAAUCAUGCUGAUAAACAUGCUCUUCCAUUUAUGCUGAGGAAACACAUUUACGUUCUACUUUAUAAUUUACCUUUUUUACCCCCUUAAAACUAAAAUGAAUGUAUUUACUGUUAGCCUUUGAUAACGCAGGGGCUUGGAACAUGGAUUCGGACUGUGUUCUUUCAUAUUUAGCCUUAAAUAACACAAAGGGGUCUUGAGUCUUAGCAUUUUUUAGAAUCUUAGUGCAUUCUUUUACAAAUCUGUUAGAGAUACUGAGUAUUUAGACCGUUGGUGUCAAACAAAAAAUAAAUAAAAGUGUUGGGCAGAUUCAGGAUUGUGAUAUAGAGAAGUGUGAAAGCCAAAAGGAACACAAAAGGAGUUCAAUGUUGCUUACUCAGUCGCCUCUUUUGUUGCAGUUUUUACAGAUCAGUUAGCCUUGACUAUACAUGUAGAUUCGACCCCUUUUUUCACCCCCUUGCUAAAAAACAAACGCAACCUAAACCGUAGAACACAUUGCAUUCAUGCAGCCUGAGUCAAUGUCCAUCAAAAGGGGUAUCAAACAUUUCACUACGACCACCUCUGACUGGCAGAACCAGGUCCGGUGUUAUGGUGGCCUUACCAAAAUGACGCUGUCAUAACGUGGUAGCUUUUUACAGAGGUGCGUCUUUUAAAGCAGUGCUGUGUAAGUAGCUUCUGUCAGUCGUGUCAGUCAGUGUAGGUCAGCGGUGCUUUAGGGGGUUUAGGUCUUUGCUGUUCUCUGUAGCCUUGUGUUUCUGUGUUGUGAAGACACCUCCAAGGUAUGUCGAUUUAGACAAGUCUUUCUCCUCUGUUGGUAAAAUAGGCCAGAUGCAGUGGUUGUUAGCAUUUUAUAGAAAAACUGGAUAACCUGAGACAACAGAUCAUUCCCUCUUUUGAAGUAUUUUUUUGUAGAUUUUCUUUCCUUGUGGGGACCUUUUUCUCCCACAGACUACGUACUGUUCACUUUCUGUUACUAAUGGAUGCUUCCAGUGGUUGUUCUGGAUGUUUCCUUUUUUUCAUCAAGGAUGUAUCCAGUUUUCUUCCCCAUGUCUUGGAAUCUUGAAUUGGUUUGUGUUUGACCUGGCACUUUGAAAAAGUAUAUCUGUUGGUUAACUGUAUGAGGUAAAUCAUACUGACGCCAUGUCUUUAUUCUCAGUCUUCUCGAAAAACGCUUUGCAUUUGAGUCUUGGAAAUGAUCAGUUUAUAAAACAUAACCCGUCUGCCAUUUCUUGUCAAAUAUGUGGAAUUUCUAUGUUUAAUUAAAUAUUUCUUCUUUUUAAAUGUUUUUUAUAACUUCCUAUUGGUGUUCACUCACCUGACAGUUUCCGUUUUUUCAACAUCUGAAAGUUAUUUAUUUAUGAUGGAAAAUACAUUCUUUUUUUGUAAUCAUGUUUUUUAACUUUGUGUUCACUUUGACCCAUUGAUGACUGAUCCAGUAAGAAUUUCAUAAAUGCAGCCUAGAGCGAGCAGAAUAUGACUGUGUUAUCAAUGUUAUUUUAACAAUAAAACACUCUUCUAUUGCA